This is a messenger RNA of Acaulospora morrowiae, 915 nucleotides long. The record is from the annotation of a GenBank genome assembly. NCBI's taxonomy places the organism in Eukaryota, Fungi, Glomeromycota, Glomeromycetes, Diversisporales, Acaulosporaceae.
AUGUUGCUGGCUUGGCACUCAACGCGCAAUCAAGGGUGGAAUUAAUGCAAAAGUUGGCUCGUGAUACUGACUUAAUUGCACCUACUGCCACCCCUGUUUUGACAGAACCACCAAAGCCCAUCCAGCCAAGGGUGAAUCCAACCCGUUGUGUAUUAUUGAAAAACAUGUUUAAUCCGGAAGAUGAAACCGAAUCAAAUUGGGCCGAAGAACUUGAAGAUGAUGUGAAGACCGAGUGUGAAAAAUUCGGUACAUUAGUUCACAUCAGUGUCGACAAGGAAUCUGAAGGAGAUAUUUACAUGAAAUUUGAUAGCGUGCCUGCCGCUCAAAACGCUGUGAACGGCCUCAAUGGUCGAUGGUUCGGCGGAAAUCAAAUCUCGGCAGUUUUUAUUCUCGACAUGUUUUACAACGUUUUUACAUUGGAAGCAGAGGACGACUUGCCAUCAAAUGAAGGAAGUCCUUGCAUUCUGGUGCGCCCGUUGAGAUACCGUCGCAAGAUCUUUGAAUUCAGCUGGCGAUUUCAAAUGCCUGAGGUUGGAGAUGCGACGAUUGAAUCAAGCGAGUUUAGCAGCCAUGCGUCUGCGGAUUCGCCUCAGUCAGAUACCAAAAUCCAGACGUUUUCAGGAGACCUAGAUAAAGUGAUUACUGAUGAAUUGGUUACACGUACAGAUCGCUGUUUUAUACAGACAAAGAAGAUAAUUCGGUACACCAAAGAAGAAUUAUUGGCUCUGAGCAAAAGUCCACUGGUAAAAAUGCCGGACGCUUUGCCACCAACAAUUGUUUGGUUUGGUCACAACCUCGGCGAGAGACUAAGUAAAUUCAAAGACGAGUCUAAUACAUUGGGAAUUCCGGAAAGUCCCUUGUUAGAAAUAUCUAAAAGCCCCAACGGAUCAGAGCCAGCUUCUCCAAGGCCAUCAG